Molecule: messenger RNA, 1830 nt
Organism: Suillus subalutaceus
Lineage: Eukaryota; Fungi; Basidiomycota; Agaricomycetes; Boletales; Suillaceae
Exons: 5
Coding region: 1-1830 (609 amino acids)
Source: RefSeq, a predicted model, not a curated record
AUGUCGGAAUCCAUCCAUGGUCCAUCCUACCUCAUUGGUUGUGUUUUCACAUCGGUGUCUGCAAACGCUAUUCAGGCCGCAACAAAAUCAUUAUCAGUGCAAACUCACCGACACCUCCAGUCGCUCGGACGGUCAAUUCUCGCAGCAUAUGCAUAUGAUAACUUUGAUGUAGACCUGAAAACCCAUCAGCACACAAUUGAAAAUUCGAUGGAAUCACUCAAGCAUCUAACAUCAGGCCUGAUGUUCCCACUGCAGCACAACAUCUCCAAGGAAGACCUUAGGUGUUCUGAAGAAUUGUGGAAGCUGUCGCCGUUUAAUACCCAAGCAGAGCUGCCACCAAAGAAGGGAUGGACAGAUCUGCUCAGUCUUCACAAGGACACACCAGAUGAAGCAGAUCUUACCCGUCGCGAUAGAUUUAAUUCGUGGAAGUUUCUCUCGGACCUCGUCUCAUACGGCCCUCCAUACUUUUCUCAAUUCCGUAACCAACUUCAUGAACCCAAGGCCAUUGAAGCCAUCCCCGUCAUCAAAACGCCAAUCAUUGCUACAUCUGUAAUGGAUGUCAGUAAUUCCACCGUUACAGGCAAUAUACAAAGUGUCGUUAAGCUGCUCGAGCAGGGCAGAAUCGGAGAUCCUGCAGCCGUCGAUGAUCCAGGGAUGCCCGACAUCUCAGAGUACGUAGUUCUAUUUCAUGGUGACCUUGGGACGGGGGAACACCUUCAGUCUGCACAGCAGCGUCGAGGAAUUGAAAACACACCAUGGGACUGUUUACAACAUGUUGUCUUUGUCCCCGGUCUUUUCCAUUUGAAGAUGGCGGCCGCAGACGCAAUUUGGCGGAUAUUCCUGCAGCCCAAUGCAGCACGACUAGAUGAAACCAGCCUCAUGCAAGAUGUAGGUAUCUCGCGGCCAAGGGAAACCGGCCACUAUGGAUCAAAGCCAGGGUUCCGUCGUAUGCACGAACUGAUCAUGCACGACGGUAUUUGUCGUUGCCUUGAUUGUUGGAGAGUCGAGGCUGGGAAAGGUGACACGAAGUGGACAAGUCUGGAGGGAUUUGCAGGAUCAGAACCAACAUGGAAAGACAUCAAAGCAAUGGCAUGCACCCUUGCUUGUAACUACAUUGCAGGUCACCAACUUCGGUGCAUGCAACGUGCACCGGCAGCUCAACAUGAUGUCCAAUAUGAAAAUGGACUCCUCUUGAACAAGUACAUGCUUAUAUAUGAGGAGCUGUCAUAUGCAAUGAAUAUCGGUGACAUCGGACGGGUCGAGACUUGCCUUGCCACAGGAAAACAUAAAUAUGCAAACGCUAUGACAGACUUCCUGUGCAAAGUGCAUUUCAUGUAUCCCAAAGGAUUGAAACGGGCUGUUCGCUACCACAUCAUGGUCAAUCCAACCGGGAAGAAAGGAAGGUUUCGAGCAGUUGACUGGUGCGUCGAAUUGAAUAACCUUUUCACAAAGGUUACCAAUGGAGGAAAAGGACCAAACCACACUGUUUCGAGAAUUAUAAUGGAGUCUCCACUCAUUCAGAUAUACCGGAACUUGCAUACAAUGUUCCAGAAUGACUUUCUGCAUGUUCAACAAAUGACUAAACACACAGAGGCAGAUAUGUCAAAAAUGUUCCAAGUCCUAUGCAGACACAUGAGAAAACACUCCUCAAACAAAGUAGUAAAGGGGUGCAGAAGCCAUUACAGUAUCCCUGACGUCCUUGCCAAGGGACAGGAGUUGAUGGAAAAGAAUAGCGUAGAUAACGAAGAUGGAGGGCAAGAAGCUGCUAUUAGGGAAGGUGAGGAUGAGCGUCCAUCAGUCGAUGACGUCGCGAUUGAAUUAGUCUGGUAG